Molecule: messenger RNA, 3215 nt
Organism: Sceloporus undulatus (fence lizard)
Lineage: Eukaryota; Metazoa; Chordata; Lepidosauria; Squamata; Phrynosomatidae
Gene: TTC31
Product: tetratricopeptide repeat domain 31
Exons: 16
Coding region: 25-2433 (802 amino acids)
Molecular function (GO): protein binding; RNA binding
Source: RefSeq, a predicted model, not a curated record
AGGGCAGCCUCUCAAGGAGACGAGAUGACCCCCACCUGGUCCACCCAUCUCCAGAAGCCAUGCCAAGCGCAACCCAUCCCCAGCGUCCCCAGCUUGACUGCAUCUGGUAGAAGACUUCAGGAUUCUGACACUGCCCUUCCAGCCUUAGCCUCCUCCGGGUUUCUUGGCUUCCUAUCCCGCUUCCAGGCCAGUCUUUUCCCGGCCCUGCUUCUCUGGGCCGGGCUUGUGCCGCCGGUCCUCCGACCUCCGGGCUCAGCCUUCCUGUCCCCUUGGUGCCCCGCCGCACGGGGCCUGACUCUGCGCUUCCUGCCUGGGGCUUCCUGGGCACUUCUUCCGGCUCCGCCAGGCUUUCUGCGGCUUCGUCCUUCUUCUUUGUCGCCCGCCUUUCCUCUCCUCUCCUCUCCUCGGGGCUCGGGGCGGGUGACAACACGCAGCCCUUCAAACACAACCGCUGCGCUGCGUCUGGGCGCCAUAGCCAUCUUUCCAGGCCCAGGACACGGAUCCAAAGCGAACGCUGAAGGGCCUCCGGAUCCGGGCGGAGAGGGGAGAAGGCCGGCCUUGCCCACAGCCAAGAUGGCGCUGGCGGCCACGCCCUCCUCGGGGAGCGAGGCCGGAAAGAGGCCCGACGCGUUUCCGGUCCCGGGAGGGAGGGGUGCGGUCUGCGCCGGAAGUGGUGCCGCUCUUCCUCUUCCGGUCUCCCUCGCUCGCCCGCCUUCCGGCUGCUCCGCCAUGAUCCUGGCCAGGGGCCCCGCGUCCUCCGCGGAGAACGGAGAGGAGGCUGCGGCGGAGCUGGCGCUGGGCGGCGCCGGGGAAGGGGCCUACCUGCGGCACCUGGCCUUCCGCCGCGCGGGGGAGCUCUGCCCCGUCGUCAGCGGAGAGCUUUGCUGGUACUGCGAAGACGACGACUACAGCUCUGAAGACUGGGGAGACUACACAGAGGAGGAGGAGGAGGAGGAGGGAGAAGAGGGGGCCUGGAAUGCCCCUCAGGGAACCUUCUGCGGAUUCAAGAAGUUCUUCCUUUGCAAGCCACCUUCUGACUCGCCAGCACACGCCGGGCCCACCUGCAUCGUCCUGCCCCAGCGGCAGCAGCAGCUCACAGUUGAGGAGGCAGAGAGAAAUGCUGAAGAGUUAGUUGCAGAGGAGGAGCGGAUCAAAAAGAAGGCAGAGAAGAAGAGGCAGAAGAAAAAGAGGCAAAAGGACAGGAAGAAACAGGAGAAGCGUAAUCAGGAGCUGAAGUCCAAGAAUGAGGUGGCCGAGUCUUCACAUGGCAGGGAUGUGGACGAUCAAGGCUCCUUUGCUGCUGUUCGAAGCGCAUCCGGUGCUGGCUCCCCUGAUUCAGCAAAGGAACCCACUGAAGCUUCCCCAGGCAAGAGCCCCAGCGGGGGAACAAAGGAAGAGAAGGAAGCGACAGAGGCAACAGCCGUAGUGGAAGAGGAGCUUGAUCUGAGCAGCACCUUUGUUUCAAAAGCUCGCCUCAAGGUCAGCACCAAACCAUUGCUGCCCAAGAGGGAGAAAGCAGCCAAGCCUGACAGGAAGGAGGCAGAGGCAAAAGUGAAGCUGGAGGCCCCAAGGACAGGACUUCAGCUGACGGCAGUGGAGCAGAGCAUGGUGCUGGCAGAUUGUGGUAACGAAACGGCAAAGCAGGGAUGCUACCAGGAGGCUGUGCUGCUCUUCACAGAGGCUGUCAAGUUGAAUCCCCGGGAAUACAGGUUCUUUGGGAACCGUUCCUUCUGCUUUGAGAGGCUGCAGUGCUACGCGGAGGCCCUGCAGGAUGCCCAACUGGCCCUCAGCUUAAAGCCUGGUUGGCCUAAAGGCCUUUUCCGCCAGGGCAAGGCCCUUAUGGGCCUGAAGAGGUAUGCAGAGGCAGCAAGAACCUUUGAGGAGCUCAUGCGGCUGGAGGAUUUCCGGAGCGAUGCAGCCAUCCAGCUGAAGCGGUGCCACUGUCUGAUGGAGAAUAGUUUUGAUGGCUGCCUGCCAAGAUGGAACAUCCUGCCCAGAGAACCAAUGCCUCCUUUGCCCGGAGAGCAGCAAGGUAGGAAACCUGUCACAAGCAGCAGUGCCCAGGCAGGAGGGCGCCUGGCAUCGGUUGUGGUCACCAACUCCUCACGAAGCAAAGAGCUGCUACCUUCUGCUGCACAGGGCCCCACCAGGGAAUGGUUUACUGUGUGGGUGGGGAACCUCACCCCAGAGAUCACCGAGGAGAUUCUGCUGCACUACUUCCAUCCGUUUGGACCCAUCGACUCCAUCCGCCGGCUCCCUAAGAGGUUCUGUGCCUUCAUCAACUACACUCGCCAGGAAGCAGCUGAGGCAGCCUAUGCAGCACUGCAGGGUUUUGACAUGGGAGGAAUCAAGCUUGUCCUACAGCUCAAGCACCCCGUCCACGCCACUCCGCCCCCCACCAAGGCACCUGGUGGUGCCCAACUGAAGGGGUAGAUGGGGGUCUCUGUGUCACAGGGGCUGCCAAAGUUAAGACAGCCGUGGCUUUGACAAGCUGUUCCUGGCUCCACAGCCUUGGACUCCCUUUCAGGAAAAUCACCUGCCAUGCUUGUGACACAGGAUCCAAGCCCAAAGACUUCGCCCAAAGAUGCAGGACUUUUUUGGGGGGUGUUACUCCUAUGUGGGGCAACAUUUUGCAGGAAGAGGGGCAUCUGCACUCUCAGGGAUGAUGUGCCAGCGCAUAGGUGGGGGGCUGGUGCGGCCAAUCUCUCUGUGCGUUGGAAAGGGGGGAGUUGGGGCCUUGGUCCCCAUGUGCUGCUCUCCCUCCUGACUGGCUUUAACUCACGUUGAAGUGUCCACUAAGGGACAGAUUGUGGGAAUGGCAUCUGGGAUUGGUGACUUCUGAAGUAGUGUCUGGGGAACUCCCCAUCCCUUUGGGAGAUGGGAGUGUGGGGUGCUCCUCCCGCAGCAUGGCUCCCUGGGCCUUCCACAGCCCACCUUCCUCCUACUGCCUCUGUGGGGCUUCCUCCCUGAUACUGCCUCAAGGGGCCCUUCUCUUUGGAGCUGGGGCUCACCCCGCCAGGACUUUGUUUGUUUGUAUACACAUGUGUGGCAUGGCCCUUCGAGGGGAGCAGGCCUGGCCUUGUCCCCGAGGAAGGGGUGGGUCAGAGGGGGUGCCACACUGUAUGCCCCCGGCUCCUACUCAUUCAGUGCAGGGAUCAGGGCCCUCUGCCACCACGUUUUUUUACACAGUUCACAAUAAACUUAUGGAAAAACCA